Messenger RNA from Hemicordylus capensis (graceful crag lizard), 6843 nucleotides. It is a transcript of the gene CDYL2, whose product is annotated as chromodomain Y like 2. Gene Ontology annotation, molecular function: transcription corepressor activity. NCBI's taxonomy places the organism in Eukaryota, Metazoa, Chordata, Lepidosauria, Squamata, Cordylidae. Bases 281 to 1804 code for a protein of 507 amino acids. The record is from RefSeq and is a predicted model, not a curated record. Gene Ontology annotation, cellular component: nucleus. The transcript has 7 exons.
CACAAACGCGCGCGCACAACACACUCCCUCGCGGCUCACAGACAUCCAGAGCCGCUGCCGCUGCUGGUGGUUACGCCAGCCCCGCCGCCGCCGCCUGCUUCGCCUGCCUCUCGCCGCCUCCGAUUCUGCGCACACCGGCAGAGCCCCGCAGCCUGUCAUUCUGCACAACACACACUGUGGUUUCGCUCCAGCCGGAGGAGAGCGAGGGGCAAAGCCGAGCCAGGCGCGCGCGCCCGCCCGCCCGCCGCGAGAGCGAGAAGGCGCCCGGACGGAGCCCAGCAUGGCUUCAGGGGACCUUUACGAGGUGGAAAGGAUUGUAGACAAAAGGAAGAACAAAAAAGGCAAAUGGGAAUAUCUCAUACGAUGGAAAGGCUACGGAAGCAAUGAGGACACAUGGGAACCUGAACAUCAUCUAUUGCACUGUGAGGAAUUUAUUGAUGAAUUCAACGGACUGCACAUCACAAGGGACAAGCGGGCAAAGCAUGGGAAACAAGCCAACGUGCCCAAAUUUUUACGAGAGAGCAGAGGGUCAUCCCUCGACAAAAUAUCACACAGACCACCUGACGCUGGGAAGGGCAAGGGUUUGUCCCAUAAAAGGAAGCGCAUAGCCCCCUCCUUUCAGAAGCCAAGAAAGGGUUACACGGCGAAGCCUGCAUCCUCAGGAGACAGAGCUGCUAAAACGGUCUCUUACCGGACUACUCCCAGUGGUUUACAGAUUAUGCCGCUGAAAAAGUCUCACAAUGGCCUACAGAAUGGAGAUGCCAGUUAUGAGAAAGAUGCGAGACAUUUUGGGAAUGGCUCCCAAAAGCCAAACAUGGAUUUAAAUGAACAUGAAGGAGAACAUGAUUUGCCCAGUGUUUUGGAUGUUAAUAGUGAGUCACCUGUCAUGAACGGAAUCGGUUCUUCUCUGGCUAACGGAGGUCUGAAUCUCCAUAGCACUGUGAAAAGGAAGCUGGACGGAGAGAAGGAUUACGUCUUUGAUAAGAGACUAAGGUACAGCGUGCGUCAAAACGAGAGCAACUGUCGGUUCAGAGACAUUGUAGUACGCAAAGAAGAUGGAUUCACACACAUCCUCCUGUCCAGUCAGACCUCAGAUAACAAUGCACUGACUCCAGAGAUCAUGAAGGAAGUCCGGCGAGCGCUGUGCAAUGCGUCGGCCGAUGACAGCAAACUCCUGCUUCUCAGCGCAGUGGGCAGCGUCUUCUGCAGCGGCCUGGAUUAUUCCUACUUAAUUGGCAGGUUGUCCAGCGACAGAAGAAAGGAAAGCACUAGGAUUGCAGAAGCGAUAAGGGACUUUGUAAAAGCAUUUAUUCAGUUUAAGAAGCCAAUUGUGGUUGCCAUCAAUGGCCCAGCUCUUGGGUUGGGUGCCUCAAUUUUACCGCUGUGUGACAUUGUUUGGGCAAGCGAGAAAGCCUGGUUCCAGACGCCAUACGCAACCAUUCGUCUCACUCCAGCUGGCUGCUCAUCAUAUACAUUUCCACAGAUCCUGGGGGUUGCUCUGGCAAACGAAAUGUUGUUUUGCGGAAGGAAGCUGACAGCCCAAGAAGCCUGCAGCAGAGGUCUGGUCUCCCAAGUCUUUUGGCCCACAACGUUCAGCCAAGAAGUGAUGCUGCGAGUGAAAGAAAUGGCUUCCUGCAGCGCAGUGGUGUUAGAAGAAUCUAAAUGCCUGGUUCGGAGCUUCCUGAAAUCUGGACUAGAAGAUGUGAAUGAGAAAGAAUGUCAGAUGUUAAAACAACUCUGGAGUUCUUCCAAAGGACUGGAUUCAUUAUUCAGCUAUCUGCAAGACAAAAUUUAUGAAGUCUGACAUCGCCAUGCAACUUGAAAGAGGGCAAAAAAAAAAAAAAAUCCCAAGAGGGGAACCAAGUGAUUUCAAGCAUUUAAAAGGAUUCUUUGAGGUUUGCAAACAAAAUAACGUCCAACCCGGAUCUGAGAAUUCCUUCAGAGGGAUUUGUGACAGUGUAUCUAACAUGCAAACCUAUGGUUGUUUCCUUGUGAGUUCAGUGACUGUUUCCUAACACGUUCAGUCUUGUUUGACAAAGGGAGAGGCAGAUGUGUUACCGCACACCACCUUUGCCAAGAGCUGAAUCUUCUACACAUAUGGCUGGAGAGAAAUGUACAUUCCACAGGCUCAAAUGCACUAGUUGAGCUCUCCGAGGCACACGGCAAAUAUCAAUUUCUUAAUCUUUAUUUUUCUUUAAUUUAUUCUUGCAACUGUAAGCAACCUGUCUGUGUGUCAGCCUGAGAUACUUCAUCUGGAAUUUCAUUCAGUGCCACACUUUUGGGGCCCUCUUUAGAAAUAUUUUAAUUCUUCAGUUUUGUUUAUUAAAAUAUUAACAAUGGAAUGCAUUUUUUAAAGAUAUAUAAUUUAUAAGUAUGAUGUAUACAAAUAAUUUUGUUUUUUUUAAAAAACCUACUUGGAUUUUUCCUCCCUGCUGGUGAAUUUAUUUAGUGUGUGUGUGUGUGUGUGUGUGUGUGUGUGUGUGUGUGUGUGUGUGUGAGAGAGAGAGAGAGAGAGAGAGAGAGAGAGACUGUUAAUUGCAUUAACAUGUCAUUAUUUUCAUAUUUCCCUGUACUGGAUAAAACCUUUUGCACAAAACAUCUUUGGUUUACUUUAACAUAAUGAGCUGUGUGAACAAGAAAAAGAGAGUAAAGCAGAUGACACGCAAUCUUGUGGGGCAUUAAAAAGUAACAGCCAUAUCUGUGUUUCUAUAUGCAGAAAAUUGUACCCAAAGGUGCAAUUGUCUAUUCUCUCUAGAAGGAGUAGACAGCAUUGUUUAGAUUAAAUUCCUUAUGGGAAAGCAGUGAAAUGCCAAAGUUGCAAGUGUGAUAUACAUCCUCUUUCUCUUCCUGACGACUUAGGGCAUAGGGUAGGGUGUGCUGUAUUUAUUUUUUUUAAAGGCUAAUAUGUUUACUAUUUUUCUUAUUAGCUGGACAUUAAUAACAGGGUGCAUAGUGCCCUAAUGGUGGUACCAGCUAUUGAUUAAACAGCCCCUUUGUGCUAUGAAAUAGCACAAUAUUUGACCCUCAUCAGAGUCUUCUUCAGAUGGGAUAUAACUACCGGCUGGAAAGCUUUGAGAGAUGCUAGCAGGAACCUGCUAGAUAAUGAAUUAAAUGAAGGACGACUUCCAUAUUUUGGCUCUCAAUGGCUGAUUGCUCCAUCAGGAAACUGCAAGGUGAUCUAAAUUUCUAUCAGGACAACUUAUGAUUGUUUGCUCUUUGAAUGGGACUCCAAUAUUCCUGGGCAACAAUGUAUGGAUUUUUCCAUACAGCAUUAGUUUACUUUAUUGUAUGUAAGAAAUCCCUGAGGAACAGGAGGAACAUGUUCUUUGAAUGAAGGGAAGUUGCUGGUGAACCCGAUCCAUGAGCUUUGAAGAAGAAGGGGGGUUCAGGAGUGCUCUACGUUGGCUUAACUUUCAGCUACUGUACUGCGAUAAAAUGCUUGUUGUUUUUAAAUUGCAAAGAAGAAAGUACUAGUCAACAGUACUAGUAGUUGGAGAGUACUAGUACUCUCCAACUACUAGAUUCCAUGGAGUAGAGGGAUUUUGCCAAAAAAGAAAGAAAGAAAGAAGUCCCUUUUGUCCAUUCAUUGACCAUUCAUUGCUAAGUAUAUAAUCCUUUCCAUUUAAGUUCCACUGAGGAGAGGGAUGUUCUGAGCUUCCAAAUGAGGCCAUUGGUCUCCUUUUGUUUUGUUUUAUGCUUGGUACAGCACCGCCUUCUGGUUAGAAGGCAUCCAUGGAGAUUUCCUUGACUGGUUUCUGGUUAAGAUUUGUCUGAAUGUUUUUGGAAAGCAAUAUUAAAGGUGGCUUGUGGAAUCAUUCCUCCCCACAUACAUCUAAAGUAUAGACUAUUUUUUUCAGUCAUGAUUAAAUAGCUGUCCUUAUCUGUUAAGGAUUAUGGAUGGUCUCUCAAUAAAUUAACACAUCAUUUGCUACUGAAGUCCUAUUCUUUGGAACUCAUCACAUGAAACAGGGUUAUACUCUGAAACAUACAUUUUGUGGGUUAAAUGUUUGUAGUAUAUGACAUUAAACAAACUGGGAGCAGGGAAGAAACCAACCCUGUAGCAAAACACCCAAUUUGGUUUUGUUUUGGGUUGUGUGUGUGUGUGUGUGUGUGUGUGUGUGUGUGUGAAGUUGUACAACUCCAAGUAAUGUGUCAAAUAUUGAUGAACCAAGGCGAACCUUUUCCAUUACUAACACUUGCCUAGUGCAUAUGUGUUGAUCUCAUUCUUGGGAAUAUGAACUUGUGACUGUAGAACAAAGAAUUAUACUACAACUGAUACUGCAACAUGAAUAGUUUCAAUGGCAUUUUCUAAAUUUCCACAUUUUCAUUGGCAAAUGGGUAGAUUAUAGUUUCUUCAUAAAAUUAAGCUCUAAAGCAUUUAAACUUUUAAAAACAUUUUUCAUACCUAGAUGGUUAAUCUAAUUUCAGUUUUUCAAAGAAGACAGUAAUUAUGUAAGAGGGAAAUGCCUUCCUCAUUUAGUUUGAACGUUCUCUUGUCACUGGGAAUUCCGCUGUAGAGGUGUUCUGUGCAUACUAGCCUGGACACCAUUAUUAAUAUUCACAGUAUUUAAGAAAAUAAAUGCAAAUUUGUUGUUAAGUUUGUUAUAUUAUUUCUUGUAAAUGGUUUUGUACAAAUCUUUAAGGAGCAGGCAAUUUUGAAUUUGUAGAUAUGGAAAAGUAAGCAAUUCAUUUCCGUGUGUUUGUUCUGCAUGUAUAUUUUUGCUGUAUAUAAGGUGUGGCUUAGUUGGGUUCCCUUCUGUUUCAAUGAAUAAGCUUUCAGACUUUAAUACAGUAUAUAUUUUCAACAAUAUAAACUUUUAUAUUUCCGUGGUAGAUUAGGGUAAGCGUUUUAGGCAAUCCUUUCCCAUGAAUAACCAUUCUUUUAAGCUCAAGCUUUCUGAGUUUGUGCCAAUUAUUUUCCGCUUAGAAUAAUAUGCUGAUUUCCCCCCCUCUUUAAUGCAGGUAGAUUCUUUAUGUUUCUGCUUUUGCUUUUCGACCUUGAAAUAACUGAGUUGGAAGUAUAAUUUAUAAAUUUACUGCAUUUGUGAAUAAGCCUUACCAUUAGGUUGAAUCAAACAUUGUGAACUUCAUAAGUAAGACUGAGGGUCCAGCUAGACGUGAUGGUCCCAUGUUUUAGAUAUUUAAAAAAGCUAAAGAGGAUAAUUGUAUCCCAAGAAAGGGAGGUGCUGAAAUCUUUCCCUACCCAUACUUUUUUCCACCCCUUGCCUUUGCUACUUUUCUCCUAGCCAGAAAAAAGUUCCAUAAGGAGAGAAGCAGCUGAGGAAGAUGGUUUGGGUAAUCAGUGGGGAAAUUCUGCACAACUUGCAUCCCAACACAUGGGCUAUCUCACCAUCAUAUCUAGUUAGACCCUAAGGCAGAGGUACUCAAACUUGGGUUCACAGAUGUUGUUUGUCUAUGACUCUCAUCAUGUUGGGAGUUGUAGUCCAACUAUAUCUGGGGACCAGGUUUUCUGGGAAUCCCUGUCAUGAGGACUUCCUCCAAAUAGCAGCAUUCAGACAGCUGGCAAAUUCAGAGUGCAAGGCCUUAAGCUUUUUUCUUGUGACAUGGAUAAUACGGGUUGUUUCUUCUAAACAACAUAGUUAGGCUUGUAGACAUGGGCUUUGUUCAAUAUUAUAAAUGGUGCAUGUUGUUCACCCAGUCGUAUCAAUCAAACUCAGGCUCUUUUUUCUCUGUGGCUGGGUCUAUAAAAGUCAACUCUGGCUGAAGCCAGCUCUCUUUAGGAGACACUAAAGAAGUUUACAUAAGAGACUUAAUAGACAAUCUUAAUUGUAGUACAUUUGAGUACUUCAUAUCCUGGAUGUUUGAUCUCUGUCUACCCAAUUAAUCGUAUGUUUUAAAGCCAUACUAAAUCCCUUUGCUACUAGUUUAAAUACUAAAUGGAAAGUCAGUCACUAAUUCACUGGCAUUGUCAACAGGAGUUUGACAUGGAGAUGGGAUACAAUAAAUGAUAUAUCUUCCAUUUGAAAAAGGACCAAAGAGUUCCAUUAUUCUGACCAAGCAUUCGUUAGAAAAUGAACUAGUUUCACCUGUAUAGUAAAGAACAGCUGUUGACUUCGUUCCUACACACAUUUCAUUUCAUUCUUAUGCAUUUCAGGGAGAGAUAUAAAAGGCAGGGUGUCUAGAAAGGUCUAUCCACUGAAAAAUGGUUGGGAAAUGAGAAAUGGCCAGUAAAUGAUGGAGUCUAUUGGUAAGGCUUAUCACGAAACCUCGGAGAUAAAGCGGAGAACCAAAAACUAUUAAUGGAAUUUGCAAAAUUUGCCUGUGAGAACUUAUUUAAUUUCUAAUGAGUAGCUUGCACAAAGGAAUAAGUCUUCAGAUUAGACCUUUAAGUUAUUUUGUUUUCUGAGUACCAUAGGAUAAGUUGGAAGCAGAUUCUAAUAUUUGUGAUGAUGACACGUCCACAGUAUAAUGAAGUCGAGGGUAUGGGGCACCCCUUAAUCACAGUGUUGUAAAUAAUGUUUCUGAAACUAGUACAGUACGGAGGGACACGUAUCGUCCGCUAUAUCAGAUAUUGAGGUCAUUUAUAUAACCAAAAACGGAAUCACUUCUAACCAGGUUCUCCUCUUACCUUGCUUCCACACAACCGAAAACUGGGAGCACACACGACUCCCAGACCUGAGUAGAACACAGUUUUUGAUUGUGUGAAUGACCUCAUUGACUGUCUAGAUCAAAUUGUACACACUAUAUUUGUUGAUGGUCCUGUAAACUAGUGUAUGAACACAUUUUUCUGGGUGCCUUAGAAGUUGUAUUUUUCAUGUGUGUUAAUAUGCAGUAUUUAUACAUUGUGAGAAGCUGCUUUGAAUAAAAACAUUGAAACUUCCA